AUGAUUCUAGAUGAACUACGUUGGGGAGACAACAUUGUGCUUGAAGGUGAAUAUCACUGCAUUCCAGGAUAUUGGGAAUGGACAGAAGAUGUCUUAAGCAAAAAUGGGCAAAGUCUAAACAAUGCUUGUAUUUCUGAUGCUGUAUUUGCUUCUCUUUUUACUUAUGAUCGGAACUCCAAUAUUGUACAAACCUUUUGUGAGGCUUGGUGCCCUCAAACAAAUACAUUACUUACAUCUAUCGGAGAAACAUCCAUAUCUCUUUGGGACUUGCAUAUUCUAGGUGGUUUGCCAAUUAGCGAAGUCCCUUACGAAGAAGUGAUACCUAACUCCAAGGAACUUACAGGUGAGAUACCUACUGAGAUAAACACAUGGUCAAGUACUCAAGAGAUGGUAUUUUCUAAGCUUGGAGCGAAACACCAAAAAUAUGAGACUUAUCUGACGGUCUUUUUGUCAUGUUGGUUAUGUGCCUUUGUAUUUCCAUCUGAAGAAGGGAAUUUCAUUCGGCCUGAAACUUUCAAGAUAACAAGCUUAAUGGCGAGCGGUAAAAGGGUUAGCCUUGCAGUUCCGGUCUUAGCAAGCAUAUAUCAUGGCUUAAAUAAAAGUUCAAAUUCUUCAAAGUUAGACCAUAUAAGAGUCUGUUUUCCCAUCCACUAUGUUUAUGGUUGGCUUGCUUAUUAUCUCAAGACACACUAUCCACUUACUAGUGGACCUUCUCUUCCACGAAUGGUGGUAUAUUCUGGGGAAGGCGCUGCAAAGUACUUUGACAAAGAUGAGGCAAGAAAGCGUGUUCAUCGAGGGGAAAGCAUUGUAUGGAAUGCAACCAUGCUUAGUAGGCCUCACCCAACUUAUUAUAUUGAUGAUGGAAAAGCACCAGAGUUGGAGCUAGCUUAUUUUAUGAGCCUUCGUUUUAAUUAUCUUCCAUUGAGGAGGGGAGGUUCCUUUGUCAUUGAGCGAUAUAGUCCGCACCGAUUUAGUCGCCAAUUUGGUUUUCAUCAAGAUAUUCCUGGCUAUUUAGAAAAUGAUAUUCGUGCUGAGUCGCUUGAUGAAGGC
Messenger RNA from Solanum stenotomum, 1050 nucleotides. RefSeq lists its product as uncharacterized. The annotation marks the transcript as partial. The record is from RefSeq and is a predicted model, not a curated record. NCBI's taxonomy places the organism in Eukaryota, Viridiplantae, Streptophyta, Magnoliopsida, Solanales, Solanaceae. The transcript has 2 exons.